Monosiga brevicollis MX1 is the source of this 1689-nucleotide messenger RNA. RefSeq lists its product as uncharacterized. NCBI's taxonomy places the organism in Eukaryota, Choanoflagellata, Craspedida, Salpingoecidae. The record is from RefSeq and is a predicted model, not a curated record. Gene Ontology annotation, biological process: actin filament organization. Gene Ontology annotation, molecular function: actin filament binding. The coding region runs from base 1 to 1386 and encodes 461 amino acids. The transcript has 3 exons.
AUGUCGUUCCGCGUCGUGCGCCAGUCCAAGUUUCGCCACGUCUUUGGCACUGCUGCCAAGCGUGAGGAUUGCUAUGAUGGCAUCCGCAUUACCCGCAAUGCCUGGGAUUCACCCUUUUGCUCGGUCAACGCCCGAUUCCUUGCGGUUGUCCUUGAGAGCGCUGGUGGUGGCGCCUUCACCGUGAUCAACCUCGAGAACACUGGUCGCCUGGACUUGAACGCGCCCAAGAUCUCGGGUCACUCUGCCGCUGUUCUGGAUAUCCAGUUCUGCCCCUUCAACGACUACGUCAUUGCUUCGGCUUCGGAGGAUUGCACCGUCAAGGUGUGGGAAAUCCCCGAGGGUGGUCUCAAGGACAACCUGACCGAGCCCGUGGUUGACCUGCGCGGUCACCAGCGUCGCGUUGGUCUCGUGGAAUGGCACCCAACAGCCGAGAACAUCCUGUUCUCGGCCGGCUUUGACUAUGUCAUUUUCGGCUGGAACAUUGGUACCGGCCAGCCCGUCGUCGAGAUCUCCUGCCACCAGGAUACCAUUUACUCCAUGUCCUUCAACUGGGACGGCUCGCAGUUUGUCACCACCUCCAAGGACAAGAAGCUGCGCAUCAUUGAUGCCCGCUCGGGUGAGGUCAAGGCCGAGACCGACGGUCACCAGGGUGCCAAGUCGUCGCGUGCCGUCUGGUGUGGUUCCAAGAACCGCAUCUUCUCCGCUGGCUUUAGCCGCAUGAACGAGCGUCAGUACGGCGUGUGGAACACCGACGACAUGUCCAAGGCCCUCAAGCUGGAGAUGAUCGACACAUCUUCGGGUACCAUCUUCCCCUACUACGACGAGGACACGGGCAUUGUCUACCUGGCCGGCAAGGGUGAUGGCAACAUCCGCUACUUUGAGCUCAUCGACGAAGCCCCCCAUGCCCACUUUAUCAGCGCGUACCAAUCGUCCACUCCCCAGCGCGGCGUGUGCAGCAUGCCCAAGCGCGCCCUCGAUGUGGGGGAGUGCGAGAUCAAUCGCUUCUACAAGCUCACGCCCAAGGGCUUUGUCGAGGUCAUCAAGAUGACCGUGCCCCGCAAGUCCACCCUCUUCCAGGAGGACAUCUUCCCUCCCACCAAGGAGGACUGCGCCGUCCUCUCUGCUGAGCAGUGGCUUGCCGGCGAGAACGCUGAGCCUCGUCGCAUCUCCCUCAAGGACGGCUACGAACCCCCAUCCCGUGCCACCCUGGCCGUCGCCGAGUCGGUGAAGCAGGAUGCCAAGGCGGCUGCCAACGACGACGGUGAUGUUGCCCCCAAGGGUGAGAAGGAGCUGCUCAAGGCGUGGCAUUCACAGCGCAAGGAGAUUGAGGAUCUGAAGAAGCAGCUCGCAACAGCGCAGAUUAAGAUCCGACAGCUGGAGAACUAGGAAAACCAAACAACAGAGUAUUUGUUGCACCGCCCUUUUUUCUUUUCUUUUCUGUUUGGCUUGUUUGUUUUGCUUUGCUGCAGUAGGUCCCGGCAUGCUUUGAACGUUGGUCACCUCUCUUGUUCAUGGAUGUGGCGAGCUCAAAACAAGCGGCUCACUGGGCGAGUGCCCCCUUGUGGUGUUUGGUUUUUUUCGUCGUUGUUCGCACGUGUUAUCUUCUCUACGUUUUCUUCCCACUUCAUGGCGCGCACCAUACCGCGUCAACCUUGUUGACUGACUGGCUUGAUUGAAAAAAAAAAAAAA